Messenger RNA from Anolis sagrei ordinatus, 2588 nucleotides. It is a transcript of the gene HOOK3, whose product is annotated as hook microtubule tethering protein 3. The record is from RefSeq and is a predicted model, not a curated record. Lineage: Eukaryota; Metazoa; Chordata; Lepidosauria; Squamata; Anolidae. Gene Ontology annotation, molecular function: microtubule binding; dynein light intermediate chain binding. Gene Ontology annotation, cellular component: centrosome; cytoplasm. Gene Ontology annotation, biological process: cytoskeleton-dependent intracellular transport; cytoplasmic microtubule organization.
CUCUCCGAAGCGCGCGGGCGGAUCCCGGUGACGUGUCUGCGCCGCUCCACAGCCGCCCGGCCCGGCUCGGCCGGCCUGGCCUCUGAAGAGGAGGGAAGGAGAAGAAGAAGAAAGGAGCGAGGAAGGAGGCAGCCGGAGAGAGAGAGAGGAGGGCCUCGCCUGGACGCCGCCGCUGCCGCUGCCGCUUCUCCCCGUCUCCGAGGCCUCCUUCCUCCUUCUUUCCCUCGACGGCACCAUGUUCAACGUGGAGAGCCUGGAGCGGGCCGAGCUCGGGGAGAGCUUGCUCACCUGGAUCCAAACAUUUAACAUCGAAGCACCAUGCCAGACUGUAGAAGAUUUAACCAGCGGAGUUGUGAUGGCUCAAGUCCUUCAGAAGAUAGAUCCAUCAUACUUUGAUGAAAACUGGUUAAACAGAAUCAAAACAGAAGUAGGAGACAAUUGGAGGCUAAAGGUGAGCAACCUGAAGAAAAUAUUAAAAGGAAUUUUGGACUACAACCAUGAGAUUUUGGGGCAACAAAUAAAUGAUUUCAUCCUUCCUGAUGUCAACUUGAUUGGGGAACACUCGGAUGCUGCUGAGCUUGGAAGGAUGCUUCAGCUUAUUUUGGGCUGUGCUGUAAACUGCGAACAAAAACAAGAGUAUAUCCAGACCAUCAUGAUGAUGGAGGAGUCUGUCCAACAUGUUGUCAUGACAGCCAUUCAGGAGUUGAUGAGUAAAGAAUCUCCAGUCACUGCUGGAAAUGAUGCUUACGUUGAUCUUGAUCGUCAGUUAAAGAAAACAACAGAAGAAUUAAAUGAAGCAUUAUCAACCAAAGAAGAAAUUGCUCAGAGAUGCCAUGAACUGGAUAUGCAGGUUGCUGCAUUGCAAGAGGAGAAAAGUAGUUUGCUAGCGGAGAACCAGGUUUUGAUGGAACGCUUGAAUCAGUCGGAUUCCAUAGAAGAUCCCAACAGCCCAGCUGGUCGGAGGCAUCUGCAGCUACAGUCACAAUUAGAACAGCUCCAAGAGGAAACUUUUAGACUAGAAGCAGCAAAGGAUGAUUAUCGAAUUCGUUGUGAAGAGCUUGAAAAAGAGAUAGUCGAAUUGCGGCAACAAAAUGAAGAAUUAACAAAUCUAGCUGAAGAAGCCCAGUCUCUAAAAGAUGAAAUGGAUGUACUAAGGCAUUCCUCAGACAAAGUGGCCAAGUUAGAAAGCCAAGUGGAUUCAUACAAGAAGAAGCUGGAAGAUCUUGGGGAUCUACGAAGGCAAGUUAAACUCCUAGAGGAGAAGAACACGAUGUACAUGCAAAACACUGUCAGCUUAGAAGAAGAGUUGAGGAAAGCCAAUGCAGCCCGCAGUCAGCUGGAGACAUACAAAAGACAGGUAGUUGAACUUCAGAAUAGAUUGUCUGAAGAAUCCAAGAAAGCUGACAAAUUAGAAUUUGAGUACAAGAUGUUGAAAGAAAAAGUAGACAGUCUGCAAAAAGAAAAAGAUCGCUUAAGAACAGAAAGAGAUUCGCUAAAAGAAACCAUUGAAGAGAUUCGAUGUGUACAAGCACAAGAGGGGCAACUUACUACAUCAGGAUUGUUGCCACUGGCAGGUCAAGAGUCCUCUGACAGUUUAGCAGCAGAAAUUGUUACCCCUGAAAUCAGGGAAAAACUUCUUCGUCUUCAACAUGAAAACAAGAUUCUAAAACUUAACCAAGAAGGAUCUGAUAAUGAUAAGAUUGCCUGGUUGCAGAGCCUUUUGGAUGAUGCGAAUCUUAGAAAGAAUGAACUGGAGACAGAAAACAGGCUUGUAAAUCAGAGACUGCUUGAAGUACAAUCUCAAGUUGAAGAAUUACAGAAAUCAUUACAGGAGCAAGGCUCAAAAGCAGAAGAUUCCGUAAUUUUGAAAAAGAAACUUGAUGAACAUCUUGAAAAACUACAUGAAGCUAAUAAUGAGCUCCAGAAGAAACGAGCUAUCAUUGAAGAUUUAGAGCCUCGGUACAAUAAUAGCUCACUCAAAAUAGAAGAACUACAAGAGGCUUUACGUAAAAAAGAAGAAGAGAUGAAGCAAAUGGAGGAGAGAUACAAAAAAUACUUGGAAAAAGCUAAAAGUGUUAUCCGUACCUUAGAUCCCAAGCAGAACCAGGGCUCAGCGCCUGAGAUUCAGGCACUGAAGAAUCAGCUGCAGGAACGUGAAAGGAUGUUCCACUCUUUAGAGAAAGAGUUUGAAAAAACGAAGAGUCAAAGAGAAAUGGAAGAGAAAUACAUUGUCAGUGCCUGGUACAAUAUGGGAAUGACUCUCCAUAAAAAAGCAGCAGAGGACAGACUUGCUAGUACAGGUUCAGGACAGUCCUUCCUAGCCAGACAGAGGCAAGCCACCAGCACAAGAAGAGCAUAUCCUGGCCAUGUUCAGCCCGCGACAGCGAGGUAGAGGCCGACCUUGCCUUGCCUUUUGAAAGGAAGCCAUCCUGGGAUCAACACCGACUUCUGUUACAAGUUACAGCAUUUCAGGAGACUUAGCCAGCAUCCUUUCUGUCUCUUACAGUUAACUUCUCAUAUCAGGAAGGGUUUUUUUAAAAAAAGAAAAGUUUUUCUAUAUUUUAAAUUCCCUUCGCUUUCUCUCUCUC